GAUGACUGAGGAGAGCAUUGUUUCUCUCAGGAGCAGAAGCUGCGGUGGAGUUUUAUGGUCAGGAUGAAGCCAGGAGGUGGAGGAGGAGCUCAAGAAACUCCUAAAACCCAGGAGAAAUCAUCGACUGAAUUUGCUGUACAGUGUGGUGAAUGCUUCAAAUGGAGGUUGGUUCCCACAAAAGAAGAGUUUGAAGACAUCAGAAGCAAAUUCAUAGAGGAACCGUGGGUCUGCAACAACAAAAAUGGUGUCUCCUGUGAGGAUCCUGAAGAUAUCAAGUAUGACAGCAGCAAGAUUUGGGCCAUUGACAAACCAAACAUUCCAAAGACCCCAGCUGGUUUUGAGAGAAUCUUGGUACUUAGAAAAGAUUUUUCUAAGUUCGAUGCCUAUUAUGUUACCCCAACUGGAAAGAGAGUGCGAGCAAUUACUGAGAUAGGGAAGUAUCUUGAGGCACAUCCUGAGUACAACAAUGUGUCUGUUUCAGAUUUCAGUUUUGCGUCGCCAAAGGUAAUGGAAGACACAAUCCCUAGAAACGUGGAUGGCAAGAAUGGUGGAAGUAGCGGUAAGAAAAGGAAAACAUCGAUGAUGAAUGAUGAUGAUGAUGAUGAUUGAGAACUAGUGGGUUGACAGACAGUGGUGCUGGCUAAACUUUUCAUGAUUUGAAUUCUAUGUGCAAUGGAACUUCUUGGCCAGUAGUUUAAUAAUUCUCAUGGUUUUAUUUGGAUUCAUUAGAUAGUAGUUCUUUGCGAAAUUAGUUUAUCUUGCCUUUGACAAAUGUAUCAGAUGCAUGGUAUGUGCUGA
This is a messenger RNA of Telopea speciosissima, 798 nucleotides long. Its product is annotated as methyl-CpG-binding domain-containing protein 4-like. The coding region runs from base 55 to 609 and encodes 184 amino acids. Gene Ontology annotation, molecular function: zinc ion binding; DNA binding. NCBI's taxonomy places the organism in Eukaryota, Viridiplantae, Streptophyta, Magnoliopsida, Proteales, Proteaceae. The record is from RefSeq and is a predicted model, not a curated record. The transcript has 2 exons.